Messenger RNA from Dendrobium catenatum, 1987 nucleotides. Its product is annotated as methyltransferase-like protein 22. Gene Ontology annotation, cellular component: nucleus. NCBI's taxonomy places the organism in Eukaryota, Viridiplantae, Streptophyta, Magnoliopsida, Asparagales, Orchidaceae. Gene Ontology annotation, biological process: protein methylation. The record is from RefSeq and is a predicted model, not a curated record. Gene Ontology annotation, molecular function: protein methyltransferase activity. The transcript is spliced from 7 exons. The coding region runs from base 26 to 694 and encodes 222 amino acids.
GAAUCUUUUUCAUUUCUGAAGCAAAAUGGAAGGAGGAGAGAGCGACGACGACCAAGUGAUGAGUGAAGUCCAUCUAGGUUGUCCGCCUAACUUCUCAGGCCCCUACGUUACCCACUUCACCUUUUCAUCACCCUCUAAUAAAGCUGAUUUGAUCGGUUCAAAUAUUAUCAGUUUGGAUGAGGACGGCGAUCUUGUUCUUGCCCGGAGGAAGGAUGGAAAUAAUGCGUACAGGGGUCAAAACCAUGCGUAUGAUACCGGAUGCCAAUCUUUUAAAUUGGAUGACGACGGUGAUCUAGUCCUAUCUAGGAAACGCAAAAGCUGCGUUGCUAGAUCGAUCUGCAAAUUGGCUGUCCAACACAGUAUUACAUCUUCACUUCCCAAUGUUGGAUUGCAAGUUUGGAUGGCGGAACUCUUAUUAUCCGAUUACCUUUUGCAUAGAAGCUUCAUUUCAUCUAGUUUUGACGAUAUUACUGCACUGGAGCUUGGUGCUGGAACAGGUUUGGCAGGCAUAGUUCUUGCACGGAUUGCGAAGGCAGUCUUUUUAACAGAUUAUGGAAAUGAAAUUCUCGACAAUUGUGCAAAAAAUGUCCGUCUUAGUUCGAGCUUUUCUGAACUAAAUGAAGCUUCUAUUCAUGUACGAGAACUCAACUGGCAGGAGUCAUGGCCUCCUCAUACUGAAACAAUUCAGAAGUAAUUAUGUUUGAACACAGUCACAGCUAGCCACUGUACUUUUAUUUGAUAUCACUUGGUUCAUAUAUUACAUUAAAUGCAUCCUGUACAGCUCCAUUCCCCUUAUACAUCAUGCAUGGACUUCUAUUGUACUUAAACAUAUCUAUAUCCUAUCAGUAUGCUUGAAAAUAUUUUGAGAAUGCUAUAAUUAAUGUGACGUGUAUUAAUAAAAUAAAAAAAUAUGUGCUAAAUGUCUAUUGAAGUUGUUAAAGAUAUGUGUGAUUUAAUAUUUGCUAGUAUUUAUGAAGUGUCCAAGGUAAGUAAAGUUAGUUAUAAAAAGUGAUGUAUUAAUCAAAAGUCUUUGAAUAGAGAAGGAAUAAAUCUUUCAAGAUAAGUUAUGUUGUUCUAUGGUAUAACGCCAAAUCCAAACAUCACUAUCCUUAUUUGAAAUUCAUUUAGAAUUUAAAGUGGAUGCACAACCUCUUGUUUGAGCAUAUACCUUAAUAUAGAGUCCCGAGCACAUCUCCACACCACUAAUCCUCCUCUUUGAGCUUAAGUUUAAAAAGUGGAAAAUAUUAAAUGAGAAAUUUGAAACAUAAAUUUGUCUAGAGUGUUUAUUGAUUGAUAGUAAGUCGCGAUCCAAGUUAGGCACUAAAGCAUAGUAACAUAUUAAAUUGUUUGAGAUAUUGGCAAACUUAUUUUGAACACUUUUGAGAGCGAGCCAUCUGUUUCAUGGCAUGGGUUGUAAUUGUGGAAGAUAUUUUUUUCUCCUAUGAUUUGUUGCUUUUGAGUAUACUAUCCAAGUAGUUUUUUUUUUCUUGGUUGCAGUAAGGGUAUAUGAGAAUUUAUCUUUUUGAGCAAUCAAGCUUAUUCUAGUGAAGUUCCAAAAUAAGCUUAUUUAGGGAGAACAGUUGGUUUUCUUAUGUUUGUUGUCCAAAUGACUGAAAUAGGAAUAAGAGAGCAGCCGUGAUUUAGCUUUGUUGUUGGUUUUUUUGGAAAUUUUUUCAAAGAAAUAUUUCAUCAUGGAUUUUUCAUUUUUUUGAUAUGAUUUUUUUUUUAAUAUUAAUUUCUAGCUUUGGAAUUAUCAGGAAAAGGAGAGACUCCAUAUUAAAGGGCUUGUUGGCCUCAUAGGGAGUAGAGCUUUAAUGAUUAAUACCAUCUUGAAAAUAAGAAGGGAAUAGAGGAGAGUAGAAAAUGGGUGAUUUUAUAAUUGAAUUUUAUUCACUUGUUCUUUUUAAUUUGGAUUCAUGCAGGGUAGGUCGACUAUGGAAGCCAUACAUUUAUUAAGAGGUUUGAUGGAGAAAUAUAGAGAAAAUAA